Molecule: messenger RNA, 1304 nt
Organism: Malus domestica (apple)
Lineage: Eukaryota; Viridiplantae; Streptophyta; Magnoliopsida; Rosales; Rosaceae
Product: cytochrome P450 716B1-like
Biological process (GO): sterol metabolic process
Molecular function (GO): monooxygenase activity; oxidoreductase activity, acting on paired donors, with incorporation or reduction of molecular oxygen; heme binding
Source: RefSeq, a predicted model, not a curated record
GAUUGGUAAAGGGAGCAAUGGUGAGCUUCUUAAAGCCAGAAAGUCUACAGAACUAUAUUAAACGAAUGGAUGGACUGAUCAAGACCAUGUUACUAAAAGAAACCGAAAACAAGGACACCAUAAAAGUUGUGGUCACCAUGAAGAAAUUUACAUUCACCAUAGCAUCCAGCAUCCUUUUCGGCAUCGAUGAUGAGCGCACCAGGGAGGUUUUGUUUGAUGAUUUUUCUUUAGCAUUCAAAGCAGUUUGGUCUCUUCCUGUUAACUUCCCUGGCACUGUUUACUGGAAAGGCCUAAGAGCCCGGUCAAGGAUUGCUAACCAGAUUUUGCCAAUACUUGAGCAAAGAAGGGAGGCGUUUUCAAAAGGAAAAUUAAGCCCUACAAGCGAUGUUUUCUCAUCAUUGCUAGCAUUAAGAGAUGAAAAUGAAGAACCUGUUUCAGAUGAUUUGAUCGUGGAUAAUUAUGUCACAUUGAUGGUAGCUAGUCACGACACUUCAGCCAUUCUUCUGAGCCUGAUGAUAUGGAAGCUGUCCAAAGACUCUGAGAUAUACAACAAAGUUUUAGAGGAACAAAUGGACAUUAUAGGGAAGAGGGAGGAGGGAGCAGAAAAUAGGCUGACUUGGGCUGAGAUACAAAAGAUGAAAUACACAUGGAGAGUUGCACAAGAGUUGAUGAGGAUUAUCCCUCCUGUGUUUGGCAGCUUUAGAAAAGCACUUAAAGACAUUGAAUAUGGUGGCUAUGAUAUCCCCAAGGGAUGGCAGGUGUUUUGGGUGGCCCAUGGAACUCAUAUGAACAAAGAGAUAUUUGACAAGCCUACAGAGUUUGAUCCAUCAAGGUUUGAGAACCCAUCAAAACCAAUCCCUCCCUAUGCUUAUAUUCCAUUUGGAGGAGGCCUCCACACUUGCAUAGGGAAUGAGUUUGCAAGAGUAGAAGUGCUCACUAUCAUCCACAACUUGGUGACAAUGUAUGAGUGGUCUUCGGUGUACCCUGAUGAAGCUAUCACCAGGCAACCAAUGCCAUAUCCAUCCAUGGGUCUCCCAAUCAAGAUCAAACCAAGGAAGCCUUAAUUACUACACAAGGCUUUGUUUAUAUGCCUUGCAAAGAAUUGAUCAUUUGUAUCUGCAUCUCAUGGCUUUAUUAAGAUUUUCCAUCAUGAAAAUUGGUUGUGACUAUAUACUUAUUAGUCAUAAGGGCUUGUAACUAAAUCUUUUAGUCAUGAAGAGUGAUUGAAACUAAAAGAUGUUGUGACUAAAAGUCAGGAUUUGGUUUAAUUUUCUAUUAACAAGUUGUGACUAAACAUUUUAGUC